CUUGUUGACAUUUUUCAAUAAUCUAGUUAAUAACAAAAUUUGGAUACGGUACUUUACAUAUAUAUAGCUGAAAUGUAUAGCACUGGAGGCUUCAGCAAUACUCAUGCUGAAUACAUAUCUGAAUGUGGAUCCAUUGCAUCGGUAGCUUCCCUCUCAUCAGAUGGAGUAAUUAUGAAGAAGAAAUUACCAACUCACAGAGAGAGCCACAAUGAAGAGGACCUUGACUGCGCCAAGAACAGGAGUUCCACUGAAUGGAAUAAAAGGCAGAACCACAGUGAGAUUGAAAAGCGCCGAAGAGACAAAAUGAACACCUACAUCACUGAACUGUCACGAAUGAUUCCUCAGUGCCGCAGUCGCAAGCUUGACAAACUGAGUGUGUUGAGGAUGGCAGUACAACACAUCAAAAUGCUACGGGGGUCUCUGAACUCUUACACAGAGGGGCAGUACAAGCCAAAUUUUGUUUCUGAUGAACAAGUGCAAGUACUGCUGCAGCAUGAGUGUACAGAUGGCUUCCUCUUCGUUGUAGGAUGUGACCGGGGCAAGAUCCUGUUUGUGUCUGAGUCAGUCUCCAACAUUCUGCACUACUCACAGUGUGAGUUGCUUGGGUCGAGUUGGUUUGACAUUCUACAUCCCAAGGACCUGAGCAAAGUAAAGGAACAACUUUCGUGCGGGGAUAUAAGCCGUCGGGAGCGACUUGUUGAUGCAAAAACUCUUCUGCCCGUGCACCAUUCACCUAACAGCAGCAAUAGCAGCACCUGCGGAAACUAUAACUCCUUCCCGCCGGACCUUACACGUCUUUGUCCAGGCUCUCGUCGCGCAUUCUACGCCAGAAUUAGACGGCCCAACUCCAUGCAGACAACCACGGACGAUGCUGAGGACUCCACAGCAAUGAUGGGCAACAAACGUUACUUGAGCAUCCACUUCACUGGAUACCUCAAGAGCUGGCACGGUGCGAUACGCUCACCGUCUGGACAUGAGGAUCAUGACUCGGGCGACGCGGCAUGUCUUGUGGCCAUAGGACGUCUACAUCGAACUCUCACUUCUGCUACAUUGCCUCUUCAGUUUGUAGCUAAACUUUCAGCAGAGGCAAAGUUCAACUACGUAGACCAGAGAAUGAGUGUAGUACUGGGUUGGCUGCCGCAGGAAGUUCUGGGCGCCAGCGUGUUUGAGUUGAGUGAUCCAAAUGAUCACUGCAGGAUCGCCUCAGCUCACCGCGCUCUCAUCUCUAAAUGCGCUCAGGAGCAAUGCUUGCAGCAUCGCUGCAAACAUAAAGAUGGCCGCUAUAUUCGACUGUCUUCCUGUUGGAAGCUCUUCACAAACCCUUGGACUAAUGAGCUUGAGUACAUAGUUACCACAAACUCCGUUCUACCUGACACUAUAGGGGCUGAUGAAUCCCCACAACUCAACAGCUGCUUCCAAGACCCGGAGGCUCCAGAGUGUCCAGUGUCACCAUCACAUCCCAGCGGGCCUUCUGCUGGAGCCCCUCUUCCAGAUGUUGCUCCUGCCGUGCCUGAGGCGCCUUCAAGUCGCCUCGGUAGCGACGUCUCCAAGAGUCAAUCACUCGGCGCCACUCCUGGACUGCCGACCACCACAUAUUCCAUAGCCACUCCUGCGACUAAGACUACUACAGGCGAGGACUGUGGUGGCCAAGGAGAGAACGCGGGCCAAGAGCAGCAGGCGGGGGAGACUGGCAGCACGGACAGCUGUGCCGUGCAGCUGCAUCUCGACGCGCCUGCCCGGCUGCCUUUCCAUCAUCACUACAACACCCGCAGUGAAAGCGAAGCCAGCGGCUUGGGUGAAACAACUAGCGACUCGGACGAGGCGGCCAUGGCCAUCAUCAUGAGCCUCCUGGAGGCCGACGCCGGACUUGGAGGCCCUGUGGACUUCAGCCAUUUGCCGUGGCCUCUGCCUUAAGGCACUGCACCCUGCCUUGAGGCAUGAUGAAAUUAUGAUGCAUCAUAAUUAAUGCCUUAUGGCAUGAUGCAUUAUAAUUAAUUGUAUUCUGCCGUGAGGCACUGCACCCUGCCUCGAGGCAUUGCACUCUGCCUUAAGGCACUGCACUCUGCCUCGAGGCACUGCACCCUGCCUCGAGGCACUGCACCCUGCCUCGAAGCAUUGCACUCUGCCUUAAGCUGCACUCUGCCUUGAGGCACUGCACCCUGCCUCGAGGCACUGCACCCUGCCUCGAGGCACUGCACCCUCCCUUGAGGCACUGCACUCUGCCUUGAGGCACUGCACCCUGCCUUGAGGCACUGCACUCUGCCUUGAGGCA
Messenger RNA from Hyalella azteca, 2272 nucleotides. RefSeq names its product protein cycle. Lineage: Eukaryota; Metazoa; Arthropoda; Malacostraca; Amphipoda; Hyalellidae. Gene Ontology annotation, molecular function: protein dimerization activity; RNA polymerase II cis-regulatory region sequence-specific DNA binding; DNA-binding transcription factor activity, RNA polymerase II-specific. Gene Ontology annotation, cellular component: nucleus; cytoplasm; aryl hydrocarbon receptor complex. The coding region runs from base 73 to 1914 and encodes 613 amino acids. The record is from RefSeq and is a predicted model, not a curated record. Gene Ontology annotation, biological process: regulation of transcription by RNA polymerase II. The transcript is spliced from 8 exons.